Molecule: messenger RNA, 6155 nt
Organism: Acanthopagrus latus (yellowfin seabream)
Lineage: Eukaryota; Metazoa; Chordata; Actinopteri; Spariformes; Sparidae
Gene: cpt1cb
Product: carnitine palmitoyltransferase 1Cb
Exons: 19
Coding region: 160-2520 (786 amino acids)
Biological process (GO): carnitine metabolic process; fatty acid metabolic process
Cellular component (GO): mitochondrion
Molecular function (GO): carnitine O-palmitoyltransferase activity
Source: RefSeq, a predicted model, not a curated record
CUUUGUCCGCUGGCCGGCGCAGUGAUCGCCCUGCUGGUUAUGGAAAUCUCGCCGUAAGUGUCGCUCUGCUGCUGGCUUGAGGAGAAGGGAGGGGUGCAGACAGACGUUUCCGUAUCAACCCUCUCACCGAGAAAGCCCUUCGGAAAAGACGCUUCAGCAAUGGCGGAGGCCCACCAGGCAGUGGCGUUCCAGUUCACCAUAACACCAGAGGGGAUUGACCUGCAGCUGUCCUAUCAGGCCCUUAACCAGAUCUACCUGUCCGGAGUGCGAUCAUGGAAGAAACGAUUCAGCCGCAUGAGGAACAGUUUGAUCAAGGGAGUGUACCCUGCCAGCCCUUCUUCCUGGCUCUUUGUCGUCAUAGCAAUUCUGGCCACCAUGUACAUGCGCUCUGAUCCCAGCAUGGGGCUGAUCACCAAGAUACAGCAACACCUGCCACUAAGUCUUCAUGUGUCGCUCAGUUCUCAGGGUCAGACUAUGGUGUCAGCGCUGGUCUUUAGCACUCUGCUGUGGCUCUCUCUCAUCCUGGCGCUCAGAUUCUGCCUCAAACUGCUGCUUUCCUACCACCAAUGGAUGUUUGAGCAGCACGGCCGAGUAUCUAACGUCACCAAAGUCUGGGUGACCCUACUGAGGUUAUUAUCGAGCAGGAAGCCUCUGCUGUACAGUUAUCAAACCUCUCUACCUCACCUGCCUGUACCUGCCAUCAAAGACACAGUGAGCAGGUACCUGCAGUCAGUGCGUCCUCUACUGACAGAUCCAGAGUACAAACGAAUGACCGAACUGGCCAGUCACUUUGAGUUAAACCUGGGAAACCGCCUACAACGCUACCUGAAACUCAAAGCUCUGUGGGCAACAAACUAUGUGAGCGACUGGUGGGAGGAAUAUAUCUACUUGAGGAGCCGAGGUCCUAUUAUGGUCAACAGUAACUACUAUGGCAUGGACUUUCUAUAUGUGACGCCAACGCCUGUGCAGGCAGCCAGGGCCGGCAACACCAUAACUGCCCUGCUGCUUUACCGUCGCAAGGUCAACAGGGAAGAACUCAAACCGACUCGUGUUCCAGGCACUGUCAUCCCUCUGUGUGCAGCUCAGUGUGAGAGGAUGUUCAACACAACACGCACACCAGGAGACCAGACGGAUGUGCUCCAGCACUGGCAGGACAGUGAGUUUGUGGCGGUGUACCACAAGGGAAGAUAUUUCCGUCUGUGGGUUUACCGGGCAGGCCGACUACUGUCCCCCAGGGAGAUCGAAUACCAGAUCCAGAGGAUCUUGGAUGACCUUUCACCUCCGCAGCCUGGAGAGGAAAAACUGGGAGCUCUCACCGCUGGAGACAGAAUGCCUUGGUCUCAGAUGAGGAAGCAGUACUUCAGCUCCGGCAUCAACAAACGAUCACUGGAUGCCAUCGAGAGGGCAGCCUUCUUCAUAACCUUGGACGAUGAAGAGCAAGGCAUGAGGGGAGAAGACCCGGCAGGAAACUUGGACCGCUAUGCCAAGUCCCUGCUCCAUGGGAAAUGUUACGAUAGGUGGUUUGAUAAAUCCUUCUCCAUUGUGAUCUACAAGAAUGGGAAGAGUGGACUGAAUGCAGAGCAUUCCUGGGCUGAUGCACCGACAGUCGCCCACCUUUGGGAGUAUACCCUGGCCACUGAUGCCUUCCAGCUGGGCUACACUGAGGACGGACAUUGUAAAGGCGACGUGGACCGCACGCUACCCAUGCCCCAGAGGCUUGUCUGGGACAUCCCGUCAGAGGUUCAGGCUCAGGUGAGCACCUCCCUGACUGUUGCCCAGGCACUGGCAGAUGAUGUGGACUGCCACGUGUUUCCCUUCAGAGAGUUUGGAAAAGGACGUAUCAAGAAGCUGCGUGUCAGCCCCGACGCCUUCAUACAGAUCAGCUUACAGCUCGCAUACUACAGGGAUCGUGGUGGUUUUUGCCUGACUUAUGAGGCGUCAAUGACCCGUCUCUUCAGGGAGGGCCGGACAGAGACUGUGAGAUCCUGCUCCAACGAGAGCUCUGCCUUUGUCAAAGCUCUAGAGAAUGGAGAGACAGAGGAACAGUGCAGGCGUCUCUUCCGUCUGGCUUCAGAGAGGCACCAGAACCUUUAUCGACUGGCUAUGACUGGAGCUGGAAUUGACAGACACCUCUUCUGCCUCUAUGUGGUCUCCAAAUACUUGGGGGUGGAGUCACCUUUCCUCAAAGAGGUUUUGUCGGAGCCAUGGCGUCUCUCCACCAGUCAGACACCAGUUCAGCAGAUGGAACUGUUCGACCUGAAGAACAAUCCCGAAUUCAUAUCAUUGGGCGGAGGGUUUGGACCUGUUGCUGAUGAUGGUUAUGGGGUUUCAUACAUCAUUGUGGGUGAGGAUAUGAUCAACUUCCAUGUGUCCUCCAAACACUCCUGCAGUCAGACUGACUCCCACAGGUUCGGAGCUCAGAUAAGUAAAGCUCUCCAAGACAUCAUGACUCUCCUGUCCACUGACACCAAAACCACCUCCAAAGGCACUGCACACCCUCAGACCAAGAAGCGCUUGUGAAUAAGACAAGAAGCAUCUCACCAUUUUGACAAAUAUUACCCUUGAGUCAUCUAAGCUGAGUGUAAAACCAUGAAGAACCCAUUUAACUAGACCCUACAUGUUAAAUGCACAUCUUAAGGCAUUCAUUAAACUGAUGAAAUGAGUGAAAUAAAAGGGAGAUCACAGACUAAUUCCUGAGGGCAGGCGUUUUAGUUUAGAUCAACAGUAAUAACAUUGCUUUUAGGCCCGGUUCAGAAUAAAUUGCAGAUUUACAGAGCCCUUUGAUGAUCACAGGUGAUCUGUGGCACUUUGUCACCUUUUUUUCACCUCCUGCUCAAAUAAAAAAUACAAAAAAAGCAUACCUGCAUCAGGGCACAGCCAACUCACCUGAAUGUUAAGAUUGGCAUUCUCCUAAUAAAAAAUGUUUCCCAAGCCUCCCCCUAUGAGCAGGAUUUAAAAUAUUUGACAGCUACUUAGCAUUGAUGAUGUGUAGAUACAUCUAUAUAUUUUUUAUUUUAUUUGCAUUUUCUUUAAGAUUCAGCUAGACAGCUUGUGAGAACGCAAACCACUUCAGGUCCCUUCUUUCUCAGAGAAUAUGAAACCAGCAAUGGGUGAUUUUUAAGAAAGUGGGAGCAAAGGUCAUCAUUUAAGAAUGAAGGCUUUUGUCUGUAAGUGAGACGCAUUGAAGUGGGACAAAUCUCCCUUACAUUAGGGGGAUAGCAUUAAGACAGUGGUGUCAAACUGAUCCAGUAAAGAGCCAUGUGGCUGCAGGUUUUCAUUCCAACCAAGCAAGAACACACCUGAUUUGGAUCAGCCAACCAAUCAGCCAACCAAGAAUGAAUGAAAACCUGCAGCCACAUGGCCCUUUACUGGAUCAGUUUGACACCACUGCAUUAAGAGACCCUAAAUCUCAAUACAAGUGAAGGGAAAUUUAUUGAGUUUGACCUCAGUGUAAUAAAAUACUUAGCCAACUGACACAACUCGCGCCAAUUCAGGGUUUUGAGUGCAUUUGUUUUCAUCGCUAGUCAAAUCAGAGUGAUGCAGAGAAAAGAGUCACUGAAGAGAACGAGCUGUGCUAAGACCACUGACCCGAAAACCCACAUUUUGUCAUCUGCAUUUCCUUCAUCAGCAAGUUUUACAUCCUUGUUUGUUGGCUCCCAGGCUUCUUUACUGUCUUUGUUGGCUGCCCUUCUUUUUGCCUUACCAACACCUCAAUGAUCAGUGUAGUGGAUCCAAUUAGCAGCAGGAACAUUUUUAUUGCAUUCAUGGCUGCAUACAGAAGGCAAACAAAACAUGGGCGCACAUGUAAAAACAUUGCUCUGUGGCACUGCUAGUUGUCAGAAACUCCACUUUAAAGCAAACUGUUGGCAUGCUAACAGCACCUCUUCAGCCUGCCCAAAUGACUCUGAUGAAUGCUGUGGUUCAAUGAGUAUAUACUGAGAACUGAAAAUCAGAUGAUUCUUCAUGAGGUAUAAUGUGAUUUCAGUGAAGUGUGUUGAAACUGGAAGUGGUUACUGAUUGUCUUUGAACUGUUUCACAUUUCACAGCAUAGGGUUAUCAUUUGUGGUUCAGGAUGCCUGUGUGCCAGCUGGAGGGCUGCCAACUAUUCUGCGCUUUGUGUCUCAACAUCUGGUGAAAACAUGAGCCAUGGGGACACAAAAUGACACAUGAUACUUUAAAGCUGAAAGUCACUGUUUUCCACUGUUCAAGUGCGGUGCUUCAGUAUGAAUUCUAAUUGACACAUUUUAUCAACAUUAUCUGAUUGCACUCGUUACCAAGUAACACCUCAUAAAUGAUAGUUAUGACUGAGGUCAGAUAGCCAGUCACAGUUGUGUUUUGCUAGUAUUGAAUGAGACACACCUCAAGUUUGCCAAGGAAUCGGUAGUUGACUCACUCACUCACUGUGUUGUAUUCACUUGUAUUGCCUUGUCAUUUUCUUAACCAGCUAUUUUUAUUUUUCAAGGGAGCCUCUUUCAAACGUCUGGGAAGGGAAAGGGGUAGUGAACCCUUCCACUUCUCUUUUGACUUAAGCACACUUACUAUGGCAAAGACAUAUAGAAGUAAGUAUUCUAUUUGAUCAGGAUUUAGAUGAACAAAUGGUACAACCUACUGAGGAGUCCCUCUCCUCUCUCUCUCUGCUUUUAAGAGCUAUUGCAUGUAAGAAACACAAUUGUGCCUAAUUUCAAGUAUUCAUUCAGUGAAACAGUUUCAAUGCAAUUUUUAAGUCAAUGCACUUCCUGAGGGAAACCUUGUGACAUUUCUUGUGCAGCUUUCUUCUCUGUGUGUUUUAUUAGAAUGUACUACAGUUGCUCAGUUAGUUACUGUUCGCAUCGUCAGCAUAUUCUCAGAUGUGCAGUGAUGUAGUGGCAAACAAAGAAAGAAAGUCAGCUAUUAACUCCAACAUUGUUACUCAUACACUGCAUUACAUGUAUUACAUAGUCUGCACUCCCAAAAUUAGCCAAAUGUUCCUGGACUAUUACAAUUAGAAACAUUGACUAAAAAGUGACUGUUGAUGUAGCAUUAACUUUCCACUACAUCUCUGCACAUGUUUUCUAACUUCUUGGUAUCUCUUUUUCGAGAAACUUUUGAAAUAAUAUUUUCUUAACCUCAGACCACAGUGGCUUCAGUUUCUGUCUCAGGUUCGACAUUUAGCAACUCAUUUCCUAAACUGUUGACCGCCUGAGCAGCCCUUUAUGUUUUACGCAACAGUUUUAACAGUUUAAACAUGUGGAAGGCCUUUAAGAAGCUGAUGUUCAUUAUAUUAUUCCUGGUUCUCUUUUCCUGUCCCAGUGUACAGAACAGAUUUCCCUGUGCUCAGAGAGAAAGUGCUCAAACGAGCUUGACAGAAAGAGAAUGAAACCAGUUUAACCACUUAGUAAUGGUGUACGUCUAAAUACAACUAAACAUUUUAUUGUGAUCGCGCACAAAAAAAGGAUUAUGUGAACAUCAAAACAUUUGUCACAAAUACACUAGGUUUCAAUGCGUUUGUCCUCUCGUCCCUUCUGUGCCUAUAUGAUGUAUAUUUUUGUAAGUCGUCAUAUGAAAUGCUGAGCCCCUUGGUCUAUUUAAGAAGGGCUUCUCAUGAUGUUUGCUCAUUCCAGAUUAAUCUGCUUGUACAGGCGCUCCAGAUAAAUGCAUCAAAUGUGACAGAUGUUAUUUAGCCCUCAUGACUGUCCGUCGUCCCUCACUUCAUGCCUCAGCCUGCCUUGAAAGCCAGUCAGACCAAUAAUGUGCCUCAGAUUUCUCUGCUUACGCAAUGGAAUCAUCGUCUUCAGGCUGUCAACAGUUUACAAAAUGAGCCUCUCACAAAAGAGCAGCACAGCAGAAUAGAUUAGUACUGUCUUUUCUUACUUAAUUGAUUUGGGGGUACAUUUUUAUUGUUUAUUUCUAUGUAACCUAUACAACUACUGUUCUUACUCUUGGUAAUGGUGACGCUUGAAGAUUUUUAAUGAGUUUUUGGGUAUUGUAGUUUUUAAUUAUAUCCCAUGUUUACUGAUUUUACACUCCAAAAGAUGUGUGUGUUUUGCUCUGUAUUUGUCUGGUUUUCAUUCUCAAGCCUAUUUAAAUGUUAAUUGUGGACUUUGUUAAGAAGGCCUUUUAUAGAUGGAAUUGGUGUGUUAUGUGAAAUAAAAUACUUACCCUACAGUAGAUCUGCA